Molecule: messenger RNA, 11644 nt
Organism: Nerophis ophidion (straightnose pipefish)
Lineage: Eukaryota; Metazoa; Chordata; Actinopteri; Syngnathiformes; Syngnathidae
Gene: adcy2b
Product: adenylate cyclase 2b (brain)
Exons: 25
Coding region: 218-3589 (1123 amino acids)
Biological process (GO): adenylate cyclase-inhibiting G protein-coupled receptor signaling pathway; adenylate cyclase-activating G protein-coupled receptor signaling pathway; cAMP biosynthetic process
Cellular component (GO): plasma membrane
Molecular function (GO): adenylate cyclase activity
Source: RefSeq, a predicted model, not a curated record
UCCUCAUCUGCACCUCGUGCUGUCAACAUGCUGCCUGCUGCCACCGCGCCACUUUGUACGCCAAAAAAGAGGUGGUAGAACACCCUGCCCCCCCCUACCCCCACGUCCCCCUUCCUCCUCAAAAAAAAAAAAAAAAAGAGCCCCUUCUAAUAAUGCAGUCCUGAGAAGAAGUGCUGGCAUCUUGCUCAUCAAACUUUUCGGGGAGGAAAAAGGACCCAUGUGGGAGGAGGCCCUGUGGAGCCGCGGACGCUACCUGCUGGAGAAGAGCGAUGGCGGCGAGAGCGGCGAGGGUCCCGACGGCCCGGGAGCAGAGGGCUUCCAAGGCGAGGCGGCCACGGAGGCGGAGAAGCCCCAGGACUGGCUGUACGAGUCCUACAACCGCAUGAGCCAGCAGCAUCCGCUCAUCGUCUUCCUGCUGCUCAUCGUCAUGGGAACCUGCCUGGCGCUGCUGGUGGUCUUCUUCGCCUCGGGACUGAAGACACAGGACCACCUGACCUUCCUCAUCACCGUGCCCACCGCGCUCUUCCUCUUCCUGUCCAUCUUCAUCCUGGUGUGCAUCGAGUCCGUCUUCAAGCGGAUGCUCCGCCUCUUUUCUCUCCUAAUAUGGGCGUGUCUGGUCACCAUGGGUUACCUGUUCAUGUUCUCGGGAGGGAUCCUCAGCCCCUGGGACCAGGUGUCCUUCUUCCUCUUCAUCGUGUUGGUGGUCUACACCAUGCUGCCCUUCUCCAUGAGAGGCGCCAUCAUGGCCAGCGUCCUCACCUGCCUGUCACACACGCUCACCCUCAGCGUCUGCUUGGCCUCCGCCGCCACCGACUUGGAGCCUCUGGUCUGGCAGAUCCUGGCCAAUGUCAUCAUCUUCACCUGCGGAAACCUGGCGGGGGCGUACCACAAACACCUGAUGGACCUGGCGCUCAGGCAGACCUACCAGGACACCUGCAACUGCAUCAAGUCCCCCAUUAAACUGGAGUUUGAGAAGCACCAACAGGAGCGCCUGCUCUUGUCCUUGCUACCUUCUCACAUCGCCCGAGUCAUGAAAGCCGAGAUCAUCCAACGUCUUCAGGGACCAAACUUGGGUCGAAGCGAGAGCGCCAACAACUUCCACAACCUCUACGUGCAGCGACACACCAACGUCAGCAUUCUGUACGCUGACAUCGUGGGCUUCACCAGGCUGGCCACCGACUGUGCGCCAGGGGAGCUGGUGCACAUGCUCAAUGAACUCUUUGGCAAGUUUGACCAGAUAGCAAAGGAAAACGAGUGCAUGCGAAUUAAGAUCCUGGGAGAUUGUUACUAUUGUGUGUCGGGCCUUCCGGAAUCACUGCCUCACCACGCCAGGAACUGUGUGAAGAUGGGCCUGGACAUGUGUGAGGCUAUCAAGAAGGUCCGAGACGCCACAGGCGUGGACAUCAACAUGCGCGUGGGCGUCCACUCUGGGAACGUCCUGUGCGGCGUGAUCGGCCUGCGCAAGUGGCAGUAUGACGUGUGGUCACAUGACGUGACACUGGCCAAUCACAUGGAGGCGGGAGGCGUGCCAGGGAGGGUCCACAUCUCAUCCGUCACUCUGGAGCACUUGAAGGGCUCCUAUGAGGUGCAGCCUGGAGACGGACAGGGUCGCGAUUCCUACCUGAAGGAACAUGGAGUGGUGACCUACCUGGUCAUCAACCCCAAGACUGAGAGGCACAGCCCCCUGCUGGGCUUGCGCUCUCGCCCGUCUCUGGAUGGCGGCAAGAUGAGGGCGUCUGUGAGGAUGACCCGCUACCUGGAGUCCUGGGGGGCCGCCAAGCCCUUCGCCAACCUGCACCACCGUGACAGCAUGAGCACGGACAACGGCAAGAUCAACACCACCGAUGUUCCCAUGGGGCAGUACCACUUCCAGAGACGGGAGAGGUCCAAGUCACAGCGGAGGAGAUUCGAAGAGGAACUGAACGAGCGGAUGAUUCGCACCAUUGAUGGAAUCAACUCGCAGAAGCAGUGGCUGAAGUCCGAGGACAUCCAGAGGAUCUCUUUGUUCUUUCACAACAAAGCUCUGGAGACCGAGUACAGAUCCACCACCUUGCCUGCCUUCAAGUACUACAUCACCUGCGCCUGCCUCAUCUUCUCCUGCAUAUUCAUUGUGCAGGUCCUGGUCUUGCCCAGAAGUGCAGUGCUGGGGAUCUCCUUUGGUGUGGCCUUCCUGCUGCUGGCUCUCAUCCUGCUGCUGUGCUUUGCUGCUCACCUCCUGCAAGGAAGGAAGGGAUACGUGUGCUCCUUCCCGUGGUCCAAGACUUCCUCCCGCGUCGUGGUCACCGACAACCCCUGGCUGCGACUGGUGCUCACCGUGACGACCACCGCGCUCAUCCUGGUGAUGGCCGUCUUCAACAUGUUCUUCGUGGAGGAUCCUACAGCAUCCACGCAGGAAGUCUUGUCGCCGGACUCAGCUGAAGUUAGCGGAAGCGUCCCACCUGUGAAUAGCACCAAUGCCAGCAUGCGGUAUUUCCACGCGGAGAUGGCAGGAGAAAGCAGGUUUUAUCUCCCAUACUUCAUCUACUGCUGCAUCCUGGGCCUGGUGUCCUGCUCCGUCUUCCUGAGGAUCAACUACGAGCUCAAGAUGGUGGUGAUGCUGGUUGCCGUGGUGAUCUACAACGUCAUCAUCCUCCAGACGCACGCCUCCCUGCUGGACGGCUUCAGCAAGGCUCCGUACGCCAGGGGAACACUGGAAAGGCCAGGAGUCCUGAAGGACCUGAAGACCAUGGGCUCGGUGUCUCUCUUCAUCUUCUUCAUCACACUGCUGGUGUUAGCCAGACAGAAUGAAUAUUACUGUAGGUUGGACUUCCUGUGGAGGGACAAGUUCAAGCGGGAGUGUGAGGAGAUCGAGACCAUGGAGAACCUCAACAGGGUUCUGCUGGAGAACGUCCUUCCCGCCCACGUGGCCGAACACUUCCUGGGACGCAACUGGAAGAACGAGGAUCUUUACCACCAGUCGUACGAGUCGGUGUGCGUGAUGUUCGCCUCCAUCCCGGACUUCAAGGAGUUCUACACCGAGUCAGACGUCAACAAGGAAGGCCUGGAAUGCCUCCGCCUUCUUAAUGAAAUCAUAGCCGAUUUUGACGAGUUGUUGUCCAAGCCAAAGUUCAGCGGAGUGGAGAAGAUUAAGACCAUUGGAAGUACGUACAUGGCGGCCACUGGACUCAACGUCACGCCGGGGCCGGAGUGCACACAGGAGCAUGACAGACAGUACGUGCACAUCAGCACCAUGGUGGAGUUUGCCUUCGCACUGGUGGCCAAGCUGGACCUCAUCAACAAACAUUCCUUCAACGACUUCCGACUGAGAAUCGGGAUAAAUCACGGGCCCGUCAUCGCCGGCGUCAUCGGAGCCCAGAAGCCGCAGUACGACAUCUGGGGGAACAGCGUCAACGUGGCCAGCAGGAUGGAGACCACCGGCCUGCUGGGGGAGAUCCAGGUGACGGAGGAGACCAGCGAGAUCCUGUCCACGCUGGGCUACAUCUGCUGGUGCCGGGGCAUCAUCAAGGUGAAGGGCAAAGGUCAGCUGAAGACCUACUUGGUUCACACCGAGAUGACCCCGUCGCUGUCACAAGGCACCGUCAUGCCUUGAGUGCGCAGCACUGAUGGCUUCUCGAGAGCAGCCAGGAGACUUUUCUUUGCAUCCUUAGUGUCAGCUGGAGCCUAUCCCAGAGACACAAACAAUUUAGGUUUUCGGGGGACGCAGAACAUUGAAAGGCAGACGUUUUGCAUUUUGGUGCGGAAGAAGUGUCAGCUCACAGAUCUCCUCUGGACCACUGGACCCUCUUUCUGAAGGUCAGUGGAACCUCCAAAUGUCUUCUGCCUCGCGGUGUCCUCAUCCGAUAUCGCUGCGAUAUCAACAAAAACAAAACAGGUAUCGUGAAGUUGUCACCUUGUGUAAAUGGUGAAUAAAACCAAAUCCUUUUCAACUUACGUUCGAUUGAAUAGACUGCAAAGACAAGAUAUUUCAUGUUCACACUGGAAAACUUUGUUCUUUUUUGCAAAUAUUCGCUCAUUUGGAAUUUUUCCGAAAAGUUGACGGCCCAAGUUUCCAGCUAGCAAUUGGUCGCCCUCAUUGUCAGCUAGCGAUUAGCGCUCUGGUUUUCAGAUAGUGAUUAGCACCACUUGUAAACUAACGAUUAGGGUGCCAGUUGACAGCUAGUGAUUAGCAUUGCAAGCUGCUAACUUGCAAUUAGCACGCUAUUUGUCAGAUAGCGAUUAUACGCAAGUUUCCAACUAGCAAUUGGCCACUCUUUUUGUCAGCUAGCGAUUAGCUCUCUAGUUUUCAGACAGUGAUUAGCACCACUUGUAAACUAACGAUUAGGGUGCCAGUUGACAGCUAGUGAUUAGCAUUGCAAGCUGCUAACUUGCAAUUAGCACGCUAUUUGUCAGAUAGCGAUUAUACGCAAGUUUCCAACUAGCAAUUGGCCACUCUUUUUGUCAGCUAGCGAUUAGCUCUCUAGUUUUCAGACAGUGAUUAGCACCGCUUGUAAACUAACGAUUAGCGUGCCAGUCGACAGCUAGUGAUUAGCAUUGCAAGCUGCUAACUUGCAAUUAGCACGCUAAUUGUCAGAUAGUGAUUAAACGCAAGUUUCCAGCUAGCAAUUGGUCGCUCUUUUUGUCAGCUAGCGUUUAACGCAACAGCCGUCAGCUAGCGGUUAGCGGUGUAAGCUGUUAGCUUGGAUUCAGCACGCGAGUUGUCAGCCAGCGAUUACAGCACAAGUUUCUAGCUAGCAAUUGGUUGUUUUCGUUGUCAGCUAGCGAUUAGCACUCCAGUUUUCACCGGUUGUAAUUUAGCAAUUAGUGUGCAAGUUUUAAGUAAGCUAUCAUCACGCCAUUUGCCAGCUAGCAAUCAGCGGUGUAAGUUGCUAGCUUCCAAAUAGGACGCUAGUUGACAGCUAUUGCUACAGCCCAAGUUUCCAGCUACCAAUUGGUCGCUCUCGUUGUCAGCUAGCGAUUAGCUCUCUAGUUUUCAGCUAGUGAUUAGCACCGCUUGUAAACUAAUGAUAAGCGUGCCAGUUGACAGCUAGUGAUUAGCAUUGCAAGCUGCUAACUUGCAAUAGCACGCUAAUUGUCAGAUAGCGAUUAUACGCAAGUUUCCAGCUAGCAAUUGGCCACUCUUUUUGUCAGCUAGCGAUUAGCUCUCUAGUUUUCAGCUAGUGAUUAGCACCGCUUGUAAACUAAUAUUUAGCGUGCCAGUCGACAGCUAGUGAUUAGCACCGCUUGUAAACUAAUAUUUAGCGUGCCAGUCGACAGCUAGUGAUUAGCAUUGAAAGCUGCUAACUUGCAAUUAGCACGCUAAUUGUCAGAUAGCGAUUACACGCAUGUUUCCAGCUAGCAAUUGGCCACUCUUUUUGUCAGCUAGCAAUUAGCUGUCUAGUUUUCAGAUAGUGAUUAGCACCACUUGUAAACUAACAAUUAGCGUGCCAGUUGACAGCUAGUGAUUAGCAUUGAAAGCUGAUAACUUGUAAUUAGCACGCUAAUUGUCAGAUAGCGAUUAUACGCAAGUUUCCAGCUAGCAAUUGGCCACUCUUUUUGUCAGCUAGCGAUUAGCUCUCUAGUUUUCAGCUAGUGAUUAGCACCGCUUGUAAACUAACGUUUAACGUGCCAGUUGACAGCUAGUGAUUAGCAUUGCAAGCUGCUAACUUGCAAUUAGCACACUAAUUGUCAGAUAGCGAUUACACGCAAGUUUCCAGCUAGCAAUUGGUCGCUCUUUUUGUCAGCUAGCGAUUAACACAACAGCCGUCAGCUAGCAACUAUCACUUUUGUAGUCUUUAGAAAUUCCAACAGAUCUUUACGGAUUGUCGAUGAAAACUCCAAAGUUGAGCACAAUGUGUUUUGUCCAGCUAGCGAUCAGCGGUGUAAGUUGCUAGCUUCCAAAUAGGACGCUAGUUGACAGCUAUUGCUACAGCCCAAGUUUCCAGCUACCAAUUGGUCGCCCUCGUUAUCAGCUAGCGAUUAGCUCUCUAGUUUUCAGCUAGUGAUUAGCACCGCUUGUAAACUAACGAUAAGCGUGCCAGUUGACAGCUAGUGAUUAGCAUUGCAAGCUGCUAACUUGCAAUUAGCACGCUAAUUGUCAGAUAGCGAUUACACGCAUGUUUCCAGCUAGCAAUUGGCCACUCUUUUUGUCAGCUAGCAAUUAGCUGUCUAGUUUUCAGAUAGUGAUUAGCACCACUUGUAAACUAACAAUUAGCGUGCCAGUUGACAGCUAGUGAUUAGCAUUGAAAGCUGCUAACUUGUAAUUAGCACGCUAAUUGUCAGAUAGCGAUUAUACGCAAGUUUCCAGCUAGCAAUUGGCCACUCUUUUUGUCAGCUAGCGAUUAGCUCUCUAGUUUUCAGCUAGUGAUUAGCACCGCUUGUAAACUAACGUUUAACGUGCCAGUUGACAGCUAGUGAUUAGCAUUGCAAGCUGCUAACUUGCAAUUAGCACGCUAAUCUUCAGAUAGCGAUUACUCGCAAGUUUCCAGAAAGCAAUUAGUCGCUCUUUUUGUCAGCUAGCGAUUAACGCAACAGCCGUCAGCUAGCAAUUAUCACUUUCGUAGUCUUUAGAAAUUCCAACAGAUCUUUACGGAUUGUCGAUGAAAACUCCAAAGUUGAACACAAUGUGUUUUGUCCAGCUAGCGAUCAGCGGUGUAAGUUGCUAGCUUCCAAAUAGGACGCUAGUUGACAGCUAUUGCUACAGCCCAAGUUUCCAGCUACCAAUUGGUCGCCCUCGUUGUCAGCUAGCGAUUAGCUCUCUAGUUUUCAGCUAGUGAUUAGCACCGCUUGUAAACUAACGAUAAGCGUGCCAGUUGACAGCUAGUGAUUAGCAUUGCAAGCUGCUAACUUGCAAUUAGCACGCUAAUUGUCAGAUAGCGAUUACACGCAUGUUUCCAGCUAGCAAUUGGCCACUCUUUUUGUCAGCUAACAAUUAGCUGUCUAGUUUUCAGAUAGUGAUUAGCACCACUUGUAAACUAACAAUUAGCGUGCCAGUUGACAGCUAGUGAUUAGCAUUGAAAGCUGCUAACUUGUAAUUAGCACGCUAAUUGUCAGAUAGCGAUUAUACGCAAGUUUCCAGCUAGCAAUUGGCCACUCUUUUUGUCAGCUAGCGAUUAGCUCUCUAGUUUUCAGCUAGUGAUUAGCACCGCUUGUAAACUAACGUUUAACGUGCCAGUUGACAGCUAGUGAUUAGCAUUGCAAGCUGCUAACUUGCAAUUAGCACGCUAAUCUUCAGAUAGCGAUUACUCGCAAGUUUCCAGAAAGCAAUUGGUCGCUCUUUUUGUCAGCUAGCGAUUAAUGCAACAGCCGUCAGCUAGCAAUUAUCACUUUCGUAGUCUUUAGAAAUUCCAACAGAUCUUUACGGAUUGUCGAUGAAAACUCCAAAGUUGAGCACAAUGUGUUUUGUCCAGCUAGCGAUCAGUGGUGUAAGUUGCUAGCUUCCAAAUAGGACGCUAGUUGACAGCUAUCGCUACAGCCCAAGUUUCCAGGUAGCAAUUGGUCGCCCUCAUUGUCAGCUAACGAUCAGCUCUCUAGUUUUCAGCUACUGAUUAGCACCACUUGUAAACUAAUGAUUAGCGUGCCAGUUGACAGCUAGCGAUUAGCUUGCAAUUAGCAUGCUAAUUGUCAAAUAGCAAUUAUACACAAGUUUCCAGCUAGCAAUUGGCCACUCUUUUUGUCAGCUAGCAAUUAACUCUCUAGUUUUCAGCUAGUGAUUAGCACCACUUGUAAACUAAGGAUUAGCGUGCCAGUCAACACCUAGUGAUUAGUUGUCAGAUAGCAAUUACACGCAAGUUUCCAGCUAGCAAUUAGCCGCUCUUUUUGUCAGCUAGUGAUUAGGUCUCUAGUUUUCAGCUAGUGAUUAGCACCCCUUGUAAACUAACGAUUAGCGUGCCAGUCGACAGCUGAUUAGCAUUGCAAGCUGCUAACUUGCAAUUAGCACGCUAAUUGUCAGAUAGCGAUUACACGCAAGUUUCCAGCUAGCAAUUGGUUGCUCUUUUUGUCAGCUAGCGAUUAACGCAACAGCCGUUAGCUAGCAAUUAUCACUUUCGUAGUCAUUAGAAAUUCCAACAGAUCUUUACGGAUUGUCAAUGAAACCUCCAAAGUUGAACACAAUGUGUUUUGUCCAGCGGUAUCAGCACAAAUGAGAAACUGUAUCGGCCUUCAUUGGGAGCAGAAGCGAUCAGAGCUCUGAAGCUUCCAAACAUUCAUUUAUUGUGUUGCUUCUUCAUAGGAAACAUGUCAGGGUCUGCCCACUUGGAAGAAGUUUCUUCGAAUACAAUCCUGUGACUAAACGGUCAGUGUAUGAAAUACAGGUCUCAGUGAGACCAACAUUGACGUUUUUGUUUCAUGUGUGUAUGACAGUCCUACAGUUUAGUCUGAGCAGAAACCCGCCAUUUUGUGACAACAGCAGUGCCGCAAUGGUUCUUUGCGAGCUCAUAAAAUCCAAACCGGGGUAGUAAUUAAAACUAUUUCUUUAACUUUUAAUGAGAAGGGCUCAAUCUCUCUUCUGUGCUUAUUUGAAGCCGAAACGACAAACGGCCUCAGAGGAGAUAAUGUAAAGCCAACUUUUGUAUUGAAGCGGGAAUAGCAAACUUCCUGUUGAUUUUAGCCGGGGGUUGUCAGUGGAUGAAAUAUAGGUCUAGCUGAGACCUACGUAGUGGGGUUUUUUCAUGUUUCUACAACAUUCCUACUGGAAGUUACAGACAUUUUUGUCUGUGUUUACUUUCAAGGGGGCGCUAGAGCGCAAUUUUGAGUUUUGGGGUUUGGUUUUUUGAUUAGAUCACAAUUUCCGCCAGUCCUGAUGUGUGUGUCCAGUUUGAUGAGUUUUGAAGCAUUUUUAAGGGGGUCAAAUUACAGCUCAAAGAGGCAAAAAUGUCAUUUUUUAGGAAACUUUUGUUUUGAAGGGGUUAUGCCGACUUCCUGUUGGGACGGCGUGACGAAGUUGGUAGAGUGGCUGUGCCAGUAAUCUAAGGGUUACUGGUUCAAUCCCCACCUUCUACCAUCCUAGUCACGUCCGUUGUGUCCUUGGGCAAGACAGUUCACCCUUGCUCCUGAUGGGUCCUGGUGAGCGCCUUGCAUGGCAGUUCCCACCGUCAGUGUGUGAAUGUGUGUGUGAAUAGUUGAAUGUGAAAAUACUGUCAAAGCGGUUUGGGCUCCUUAAAAAGGGGUAGAAAAGCGCUAUACAAGUACAACCCAUUUACCAUUUUUGCUGAAGGAAGUCAGUGUAUGAAAUCUAGGUCUAAGUGAGACCUACAUAGAGGUUUUUGUUUCAUGUCUCUACGACAUUCCUACUGGAAGUUACAAACAGGUUUGUCUGUGUUUUCUUCCUAGGGGGCGCUAGAGCGCAAUUUUGAGUUUUGGGGUUUGGUUUUUUGAUUAGAUCGCAAUUAGGAAACUUUUGUUCUGAAGGGGUUUUUGCCAACUUCCUGUUGAUUUUUGCAAUAGGAAGUCAGUCUAUGAAAUAUAGGUCUAAGUCAGACCUACAUAGAGGUUUUUAUUUCAUGUCCCUACAACAUUCCUAACGGAAGUUACAAACAGUUUUGUCUGUGUUUUUUCCUAGCUAGAGUGCAAUUUUGAGUUUUGGGGUAUGUUUUUUUUAUUAGAUAGCAAUUUUCGCCAGUCCUGAUGUGUGUGUCAAAUUUGGUGAGUUUUCAAUAAUGUUAAGGGGGUCAAAUUACAGCUCAAAGAGGAAAAACUGACAGUUUUUAGGAAACUUUUGUUUUGAAAGGGUUUUUGCCAACUUCCUGUUGAUUUUUGCUGAAGGAUGUCGGCGUAUGAAGUAUAGGUCUAAGUCAGACCUACAUAGAGGUUUUUGUUUCAAGUCUCUACGACAUUCCUAACGGAAGUUACAAGCAGUUUUGUCUGUGUUUUUUCCUAGCUAGAGUGCAAUUUUGAGUUUUGGGGUUUGGUUUUUUGAUUAGAUUGCAAUUUUCGCCAGUCCUGAUGUGUGUGUCAAAUUUGGUGAGUUUUGAAGCAUUUUUAAGGGGGUCAAAUUACUGCUCAAAGAGGCAAAACUGACAUUUUUUAGGAAACUUUUGUUUUGAAGGGGUUUUUGCCAACUUUCUGUUGAUUUUUGCUGUAGGAAGUCAGUGUAUUAAAUAUAGGUCUAAGUCAGACCUACAUAGAGGUUUUUGUUUCAUGUCUCUACGACAUUCCUAACGGAAGUUACAAGCAGUUUUGUCUGUGUUUUUUCCUAGCUAGAGUGCAAUUUUGAGUUUUGGGUUGUUGUUUUUUUCUUAUUAGAUGGCAAUUUUAACCAGUCUUGAUGUGUGUGUCAAAUUUGGUGAGUUUUGAAUAAUGUUAAGGGGGUCAAAUUACAGCUGAAAGAGGCAAAACUGACAUUUUUUAGGAAACUUUUGUUUUGAAGAGGUUUUUGCCAACUUCCUGUUGAUUUUUGCUGUAGGAAGUCAGUGUAUGAAAUAUAGGUCUAAGUCAGACCUACAUAGGCGUUUUUGUUUCAUGUAUAUAUGAAAUUCCUAAUGGACGUUACAAGCAGUUUUGUCUGUGUUUUUUCCUAGGAGGCGCUGGAGUGCAAUUUUGAGUUUUGGGGUUAGGUUUUUUGAUUAGAUAGCAAUUUACGCCAGUCCUGAUGUAUUUGUCAAAUUUGGUGAGUUUUGAAGGAUGUUAAGGGGGUCAAAUUACAGCUCGAAGAGGUGACGGUACAAUAUUAAUAAAGAAGUCCUUAUGUGUGCGUCCAGUUUGGUGAGUUUUGAAGCAUGUUAAGGGGGUCAAAUUACCGCUCAAUGAGGCAAAACUGACAUUUUUUAGGAAACUUUUGUUUUGAAGAGGUUUUUGCCAACUUCCUGUUGAUUUUUGCUGUAGGAAGUCAGUGUAGGAAAUAUAGGUCUAAGUCAGACCUAAAUAGAGGUUUUUGUUUCAUGUCUCUACGACAUUCCUAACGGAAGUUACAAGCAGUUUUGUCUGUGUUUUUUCCUAGCUAGAGUGCAAUUUUGAGUUUUCUGGGUUUGUAUUUUUUAUUACAUCGCAAUUUUUGCCAGUCCUGAUGUGUGUGUCAAAUUUGGUGCGUUUUGAAGCAUGUUAAGGGGAUCGAAUUACAGCUCAAAGAGGCAAAACUGACAUUUUUUAGGAAACUUUUGUUUUGAAGGGUUUUUUGCCAACUUCCUGUUGAUUUUUGCUGUAGGAAGUCAGUGUAUGAAAUAUAGGUCUAAGUCAGACCUACAUAGAGGUUUUUGUUUCAUGUCUAUAUGAAAUUCCUAAUGGACGUUACAAGCAGAUUUGUCUGUGUUUUUUCCUAGCUAGAGUGUAAUUUUGAGUUUUGGGAUUUGUUUUUUUUUUAUUAGAUUGCAAUUUUUGCCAAUUCUGACGUGUGUAUCAAAUUUGGUGCGUUUUGAAGCAUGUUAAGGGGGUCAAAUUACAGCUCAAAGAGGCGGCGGAAUAAUAAAGCAUAAUAAAACCUUAGAAAUACAAUAGGGUCCUCGGUCCUUAAUAAUUGCCUCACGCCAGUAGUUGGAAACAAGUACACACAUGUAACAAAAGCUGUCAAGCAGAAUAAAAUAAAGGAAUCCAGACAUGAAGAAUAAUUCUCAGCAGAAGAGGAAGAAGGAAUAAUCAUUCUGAUGAUGCUGCUGUUGUCUUCUAGAACUUUACUACACGCUCUAUGUUCUGCCUCUACGGUUAUCAUCACAAAAACAGUUGUCUGACCUUGAAC